Molecule: messenger RNA, 615 nt
Organism: Phaeodactylum tricornutum CCAP 1055/1
Lineage: Eukaryota; Bacillariophyta; Bacillariophyceae; Surirellales; Neidiaceae
Exons: 1
Coding region: 1-615 (204 amino acids)
Source: RefSeq, a predicted model, not a curated record
AUGACGACGGAAACGACUCCAAUGCCUGCUCCUUCUUCUCCGCAGUCCUCCACUAGGACUGUAUCGGACACCACCAGUCCGACGGAAACCUCAGCGGCACCGGAUCCGUUCCAAGCCGUUCUCUACGCCAGUAGUCAGCUUUCCAUCGUUGACACCUUAUCCAAACUCGUCCGGACGCUAUCCACAACGGUAUCUCUCUGCAUGCCGGACACGGGCACAACGGCGACGACGGCCGCCGACUCCGUGCGGGACGCCGUUGCCCGACUCGUCGAACGCCAGGAACGCACUACCGCACACGUCGUGCGGCACAUUAUGGACCUUUACCAGUCCCUCGGCGAACGCGACGCCGAACUCGCGCAACUCCGACAGGAACGGGACGCCCUACGCGAGCGCGUCGCCGUCCUCGGUGAGUGCCUCGCCUACGGAACACACACGCACGGAUCGCCCUCCACCGUCACCGCCGCCAACACGGAUGAUCUUUACAGUGCACCCGGAUUACAAAAAAGUCCCAGAAAGCAUUCCGGUAAGCGGGUCAAUUCGCAACACAGUCGCACGAACCUCAUUCCCUUUGAAAUUGUGCUGGAAGAGUACCAAGAAGAACGGGUGGAGUUGUAG